CGGUGCCACAACCUGUGAAUCACCUGCGGACGCCUCGUCGGAGCGGUUGGUGCGCGUGUGCCAUACGCGGGCAAUGGAAUUGACGUCACACACCUAUAAGAGCAGCUGAUCCGACAUCUACAGAACUCAGGAGUACAUGUGCAUUGCUUAAUUCUUGGAGCGUCGACAUUUUGGCCUUAAUCAUUUCUCGUUCGGAACACGUCCAUGGCUUCGGAGUUGUUGUUUGCGCUGGACUCGCACAGCUAUAUUGACGAAGCGAGGCAUGGAUUUCUGGAUAGUGGUUCAAAGCUGGUCGCGCUGGGGUCAAGCGUUACUGUCAAAUUGGUACAACAAUGCAAUCCCGAUGUUUGGCGAGACUCCGAAGAGUCAAAGCUGCAGUCGAUGGUUCGCGAGCUCCUGUCCAAGCUGCAGCAGCGCACAGAGCCUGGAGAAGUCGCUGGGCUGCUGCCAGCCUCCAGCGCCUCUCGCUGCACGGCACUUAAGGAGCUCUGUCUCACGCUGCGGUCCCAAGGCCUGGACGCACGUAUGAUGCUGCCCAUUCCCCAUCAGGAGUUGGUUGUUGGAGAGACGGUUUCGGAGCCUGCAGUGGAUGACGGUGAGGUGCUGCUGGUGGAGCCGGGUCUCCGGGAGAUGUUCCGGAUCGCGCCCUCCACUCCCGAGUACGCCGCCAUCGUGGAGCAGCUCCCGCAGGUGUGGGUCGGACCCCGCGAGCAGCUUUUGGACCUGGCUGAACGCAUGUGUGGAGCCAUGGCCGUCAAUUUUAGGUUGGUGGGCGGGUAUCGGAUUAUGAGCCAGGGUUUGGACGUUCCCCCCUGGCGGCGACGUACGGCAGUGAUGUCCCGCUGGCAGCUGUCUCACCAGACCGAGGUAAAGCUGGGGGUACAGCAGCAGCAGCAGCAGGUGGAAGACGUGUGUGGCAGAUGUGGGCAUCAGCGGCCGGUGGACAGUCAACAUCAGCGCAUGAGCCAAGUACCUCAGCCCCGGGGAGGGGAGCGAACGCAGCCGGCGAUGAACCCCUGGCUCGACCUGCACACGCACCUCACCACCUCGCCCAGCAAGUGCGGCCCAGCAAGGGCGGAUACCCCGUCCACGCCGACGACGAUGACGCAGUUGCUGCAGUUGCAGCUGCAACGUCACGAGCGGGCUCAGCGGGAGGCGGCUGCGGCUGCGGCGCCGGCAGCUGUCUCGUGCUCGUCGUCGUCCUCGUCCUCAUCGUUGACGUCGCUGUCCUCGUGGGUGCGGCCACCAGCAGCAGGAGCGGGUCGGCAGCCCUGGGAGCUUCAGGACGGAGAGGUGCUCCGAAACCCGUGGAGCUGCCGACCCGAGCUUGCAGUUAGUCCGACGGGCAACCGAGGCCCUAACCGCCCGGUGGUUGUGUACGGCUUUGACUUGCGGGGCCCAGCACGUGCUGUGUAG
This is a messenger RNA of Volvox carteri f. nagariensis, 1416 nucleotides long. RefSeq lists its product as uncharacterized. The record is from RefSeq and is a predicted model, not a curated record. The transcript is spliced from 6 exons. NCBI's taxonomy places the organism in Eukaryota, Viridiplantae, Chlorophyta, Chlorophyceae, Chlamydomonadales, Volvocaceae. The coding region runs from base 205 to 1416 and encodes 403 amino acids.